AAAAACCCUGCCAUCAUGCCUCCAUUUCUCUCUUUGUCUCUUCGUGUCCAACCUCAUCCUUGUUUCCGAAAACUGUUCAUGUCUACCCUUACCAAAGAACAGAGAAAAGAAUCCCUCGCGCCUUUGCUGUCAUCCGGCUGGUCCAUGGUCACCAACCGCGACGCUAUCAUCAAAAAGUAUCAGUUCCAGGAUUUCAAUGAAGCCUUUGGUUUCAUGUCCCGAGUCGCCUUAAAAGCAGACAAAAUGGAUCAUCAUCCGGAAUGGUUCAAUGUAUAUAACCGAGUGGAAGUAACGUUGUCGACUCAUGACUGUCAGGGACUUUCAGCCAAGGACGUCGAAUUGGCCACGUUUUGCGACGGUGUGGCAAAGUAAAUAACGUACUUCUGCUGAGCUAAUAUCCUUCUAUACAUAACAAAAACCUACUGUGGUGCGUGCUAAGGCGAUUCCUUGUGCAUGUGAAUAAAGCGUAACCUUCACAUCAAUUACGAUAUCAAAGCGGACCAGGGGAGGGGAGUGGGACGCCCGCGGAGGAAGUUCAAAGUAUUUGGAUUUUGCAGUGAAUCAGAGGGA
Messenger RNA from Radiomyces spectabilis, 570 nucleotides. Its product is annotated as putative pterin-4-alpha-carbinolamine dehydratase. The transcript is spliced from 2 exons. The coding region runs from base 16 to 372 and encodes 118 amino acids. The record is from RefSeq and is a predicted model, not a curated record. Lineage: Eukaryota; Fungi; Mucoromycota; Mucoromycetes; Mucorales; Radiomycetaceae. Gene Ontology annotation, biological process: tetrahydrobiopterin biosynthetic process. Gene Ontology annotation, molecular function: 4-alpha-hydroxytetrahydrobiopterin dehydratase activity.